Molecule: messenger RNA, 9722 nt
Organism: Toxotes jaculatrix (banded archerfish)
Lineage: Eukaryota; Metazoa; Chordata; Actinopteri; Toxotidae
Gene: myo9aa
Product: myosin IXAa
Exons: 44
Coding region: 383-8524 (2713 amino acids)
Biological process (GO): intracellular signal transduction
Cellular component (GO): myosin complex
Molecular function (GO): protein binding; GTPase activator activity; ATP binding
Source: RefSeq, a predicted model, not a curated record
AGGAGUUUUCAGCGACCGCCGCCGAGCUGUGAAGGACUGCGUUUUUAAUUACAUCCAAACUCGCUCGGAUAUUUGAAUAUGCGCAAGUGUUCAGCGGGGACCUGAAUUCCGACUAGUUGCUGGGAGGCGAGCGGCGGGAGAGAGAGAGAAGAAAACGUAUUAAUUCAGCGGGAAUGCGGGGAAUUAAAUAGAGACUUAGGCAAUUUUGUGCGGCUACGAGCUCUGCAGCCCAUCCUGAGACGACACGAAAAACUUGAGUCCCACUUUCAGCCUACUUCAGCGUCCACGUCUGGAGUUGUAAUGUCUUGAACUGGUGGCCCCUCUAGCGCAGUAAAGGACGUGCCAGUGCCGGGCUGCUGCUAAUGGGAACUCCUGCUCCGCCAUGAGUGCUCGUGAUGGCGUUGGUGGCGUGGGCACCCUGGGCCGGCGGCCGCGCUUUGAGAACUCGGAGUUCACUUUACGCAUCUACCCAGGCGCACUGGCCGAGGGUACCAUCUACUGCCCUAUCAGUGCCCGCAAGUCCACCACAGCUGCUGAGGCCAUCGAACAUGUCAUUGAACGCCUGCAGCUCGACCGUACCAAGUGUUAUGUUCUAGCUGAGGUGAAGGAGUUCGGUGGGGAAGAAUGGAUUCUGAACCCCAGCGACUGUCCUGUGCAGAGGAUGAUGCUCUGGCCCCGUGUGGCACUGGAGCACCGCCCACUGUCUGGAGGCGAGGAUUACCGCUUCCUCCUUAGACAGAAAAACCUGGAUGGGUCGAUUCACUAUGGCGGCAGCCUCCAGAUGUGGCUGCAGAUCACAGAAGAGCGCAGGCGCAUGGUGGAACGUGGACUGUUGCCACAGCCUGAAUCUCAGGGUGACCAGGCAGAUCUGUGCGGCCUGCCGGAGCUCAACGAGCGCUCGCUGCUGGACAACCUGCGCUCACGUUUCCGCCAGGAAAAGAUCUACACUUACGUUGGAAGCAUCCUCAUCGUCAUUAACCCAUUCAAAUUCCUGCCCAUCUACAACCCCAAGUAUGUGAAGAUGUAUGAUAAUCAUACGCUGGGAGAGUUGGAGCCACAUAUUUACGCCGUGGCGGAUGUGGCUUACCACACCAUGCUGCAGAGACAGAGGAAUCAGUGCAUUGUUAUAUCUGGGGAGAGCGGCUCUGGGAAGACGCAAAGCACAAACUUUCUCAUUCAUCAUCUGACCGCUCUCAGCCAGAAGGGUUUUGCCAGUGGAGUGGAGCAGAUAAUCUUGGGGGCAGGACCAGUGCUAGAGGCAUUUGGGAACGCAAAGACAGCCCACAAUAACAACUCGAGUCGCUUUGGCAAGUUCAUUCAGGUGAACUACCAGGAGAGUGGCACUGUGAGAGGAGCAUAUGUGGAGAAAUACCUCCUAGAGAAGUCAAGGCUGGUCUAUCAGGAGCACAACGAGCGGAACUACCAUGUGUUUUACUACCUGCUGGCAGGAGCAAGCGAAGAAGAGAGGACAGCCUAUCACCUCAAGAAGCCUGAAGAAUACCAUUACCUCACUCAGAUGACAAAGACAACCCACCAACCGCACUGGGACAGUUACUGUGAGAGUGAACCGGACUGCUUCACUGUUGAAGGAGAGGACCUGAAGCAUGACUUUGAGAGGCUUCAGCUGGCCAUGGAGAUGGUGGGCUUUCUUCCUGCCACACGCAAACAGAUCUUCUCCCUGCUGUCGGCCAUCCUUCACCUGGGCAACAUCUGCUACAAGAGGAAAACCUACAGGGACGACUCAAUAGACAUCUGUAACCCAGAGGUGCUGCCUGUCGUCUCAGAACUGCUGGAGGUCAAAGAGGAGAUGCUGUUCGAAGCUCUGACGACACGGAAGACGGUUACUGUGGGAGAGAAGCUGAUUGUUCCCUACAAACUUGCCGAGGCUGGCACUGUGCGAGACUCCAUGGCAAAGUCCCUGUACAGUGCUCUCUUCGACUGGAUUGUCUUCAGGAUCAACCAUGCUCUGCUCAAUAUCAAGGACCUGGAGGACACCACCAAGAUCUUGUCCAUCGGCGUUCUUGACAUUUUUGGUUUUGAAGACUACGAGAACAACAGCUUCGAACAAUUCUGCAUCAACUUUGCCAACGAACGUCUCCAGCACUACUUCAACCAGCACAUCUUCAAGCUUGAGCAAGAGGAAUACAGGGCAGAGGGCAUCAGCUGGCGAAACAUCGACUACAUUGACAACACAGGCUGCAUCAACCUAAUCAGCAAGAAGCCCACAGCGCUGUUCCACCUACUGGACGAGGAGUGCAAUUUCCCUCAAGCUACCAACCAGACUUUGUUGGAUAAGUUCAAGCGGCAGCAUGAGGGGAACAGCUACAUCGACUUCCCUGCUGUCAUGGAGCCCGCCUUCAUCAUCCGACACUAUGCUGGCAAGGUCAAGUACGGUGUCAAGGAUUUCAGGGAGAAGAACACAGACCACAUGCGCCCUGACAUUGUGGCUUUACUGAAGAGCAGCAAGAACGCCUUCAUCUGCGGGCUGAUCGGCAUCGACCCCUCAGCCACUUUCCGCUGGGCAGUGCUCCGAGCCUACUUCAGAGCCCUGGUGGCUUUCAGACAGGCUGGGAAGAGACAUACGCAAAAGAAGACUGGGCAUGAUGACGCUGCUCCCUGUGCAGUUUUGAAAAGUGUGGAUAGUUUUAGCUUUCUGCAGCAUCCUGUGCAUCAGAGAAGCUUAGAGAUCCUGCAGAGAUGCAAAGAGGAGAAGUACACUCCAGAUGAGAGUGAAAAUCUUGUACAAAGUGAUGAAACUGAAAACGGUGUGGCCAGAAAGAGUCCACGUACACCACUGUCAGACCUUCAGGGAAGCAACACCAUCAAUGAGAAGUCACCUCGUGGUUCUCCCGGCCUCGGCUGGAACGGACGUGUGGGUCGACAUAGCCGCUUAUCAUCCAGCAGCUCCACCACAGAAGAAGACGGCAUCUUUGUCAACUCGACCAGCAGCAAACUCCUUGAGCGAGCACACGACAUCCUCAUGAGGAACAAAAACUACAAAUCUAAGCCAGUUCUUCCGAAGCAUUUACUGAAUGUCAAGUCACUGAAGUACCUCAGCAACCUGACGCUUCACGACCGCAUCACCAAGUCACUGCUUCACCUCCACAAGAAGAAGAAACCACCCAGUAUCAGCGCACAGUUUCAGGCCUCUCUCAAUAAGCUAAUGGAGACUCUGGGUCAGUCUGAGCCUUAUUUUGUCAAGUGCAUCCGUUCCAAUGCUGAGAAGCUGCCCCUACGGUUCAACGAUAGCCUGGUUCUGAGGCAGCUGCGUUACACCGGUAUGCUGGAGACUGUGCGCAUUCGGCAGUCAGGCUACAACAUCAAGUACAGCUUUAAGGAUUUUGUUCAUCACUUCUGUGUGCUGCUUCCGGAGGGCACCAGUGCCACCAGAGAAGGCAUCCAGCAAUGUCUGGACCAGCUAGACCUAGAACCAGAUGGCUACCAAGUGGGAAAAACAAUGGUGUUUCUGCGGGAGGCUGAGCGUCAGCGGCUGCAGGCCUUACUCCACAGGGAAGUUCUCAGACUCAUCGUCAUGCUGCAGCGGCGAUUCAGAGCCCGGCUGGAGAGGAAGCAGUUUGUCAGGAUGAGAGGAGCAGCGAUCUGCAUCCAGAAAUGGUGGCGUUUGUACCAGUCCAUAGAAGAGGAGGAGGAGGAGGGUUAUGACCCUCAUGUCCAGGAGGGGGCAGCUUUGUGUUUACAGACACACUGGAGAGGUUACAAGGAGCGCCGGAGGUUCAGGGUGUGGAGAGAGGCUGCUCUGGUGCUGCAGAGGGCAUGGAGAUUAUGGCUCCAUCGGCGCUGCACAGCAGCUCUGGUUAUUCAGACAGCCUGGCGCUGUCAUCAAGCCAGAGAAGCCUACUUGCGUCUGUAUUGCGCUGUGGUACAACUACAGGCAAUUAUCAGAGGCUACUUUGCCAGGCAGAGCUUCAGGAAACUGAAAGAAGAGAGGCUGAGGGAGAAGAAGGAGCAGCAGGAGAAGCUGCUUCAACUACAGAAUGGCCAGGUGAGUCUCUCACCAGAAGAAGAGGAGGAGUCUCAUGAGAGAAUCAUGGGGUUGAACCUCAGCACGUGGGAGGAUCGUUCCUACGAGCAACGAGAAAGGAGCCUCCAAAUCCUCAGCAGCCAAGAGGGUGCAGUCAGGGAGGACGCAGAAGGGAGAGAAGAUGCUAGGACAAAAGCGCUAACUGAAGCACCAGCCUCAAUCCUGACACCCACCGUGGUGGUGCGAGAGAGGGCCAGAACUAUAGAUGAGCCCAGCCAGAAAACCACUCGGGCCAAGAGAGAGAGCCGGAGAAUGCGAGAGUUGGAGCAGGCCAAGUUCAGCCUGGAGCUCCUCAAGGUCCGAGCCACCAGCGGAGCCUCGUCCCCAUCUGAGGAACGACGUUGGUCUGUCGAGCUGGUGCCCCCUGCAACCCCACCUCUUCGUUCACCCCAGGGCACGCCUGACAGCCAGAGCUCCAAGGGCAGCUUUGAGCUUCUUAGUAUGGAUGACGAGCCACCCAAGGCUACAGAAGAGGUGAUGGACAGUGAGGACCCCGGCUCCCCUCUUCCUUCAAUAUCUCCAGUACCUGAGCCUCAUGUGGAGGUUGUUUCAACAAACCUGAAGCCAGAUGAACCACACGGGACAGGGGUUUCUGAUGCUGUUGCCCAGCCAUGCAGCCAGGGCCAGACCAAAACGGACCCGGCAGCCUCCACGGCCCCCACACAUCCGCCCAAAAUCGAGAACUACCUCCCUACCUUUUACGUCCCUGCUAGUGAGGGCAGCACAGUCAUCUCCCAUCGUCCUGCUGAAGAGCCUCAACCGAACACAGACGCAGCCAUCUCCACAGCCACCCCCAUUGUUACCAAACCUCUCAGAGAACGGCGAGAGUCAACACGUCGGCCGGUGGUGGUGGUCAUCAGUAUGCAGAAAGAAACACCACUAAGCGAAGAGCUGAGUGAUAUUGUCCGUCCCCCUGUGGAGGUUCGAGAUUCUGCAGCACAGACAGGGGAGUUGACACCAUCACCACAAAAGCCAGGCCCAGCAACUGCGCCUCAAGGUCCCGUCCCCGUUUCUACCUCUGUCCCUCAGGCUGACCAGGCUGUCAUUGAGAAACUGGUGCGACUGAACGAGGAGAAAGAGGAGAGGCAGCGUAAUCAGCAACAGCAGAAUGAAAAGGAGAUGAUGGAGCAGAUAAGACAACAGAAAGAAGUGCUGGAGCGGCAGCGCCUUUUCUUCGCUCAGUAUGAGAGAGACAUGUUUGAGAAACAAAGAGGCGAGGCUCUGCACAGGAUACAGCAGAGUCGACAGGGUGGACAAGAUGUUACUGGAACUGCAACCUCCAGCAAGCCCCUUAGACCCAGUUCCCUGCUGAUUGAGAGAACAGCAGGGCUAGCUCCUCAUGCCAGGACACGGUCAGACUCCACUGCUCCUUCAGUUCACUCUCCCCCGGGUGUAGACAUACAAGGCAGUGCCCCUCAGCCCCAGCUGCCUCCUCCGCCUGCUUCUGCUCCCAGAGAAAGACACUUGGAGAGCAGACCUGUAGCUGAGGGCUGGGCACCCAAGCUCACACUAGAGUCCAGAGAUGCAGGAGGAACCAGAGUGAGAACAGCUGCCAAGAAGCCACCAAGUAAUCAAGGCACCACAGUUAGUAUGACGGAUAAGCCCGGCAACAUCUUCUUUUCUCCAAAGGACAAAGUGACAUUUGCGAAGUUUGACAGAGAUGCUGUUGCUGAACAAACACCAGUGGCCAUUCCCAGAGAAGGACCCACACCAGUCUCCAAACCUUCGAAAGGAACGAAAGCACGGGAUGUUGGCAGAGUGGGCCAAAAAAAGAAAGCCAGAAUGGCACGGACCCGCUCCGACUUCCUCACCCGCGCCCCUAUCCUCUCACACGGGGGUGAUUCAGACGAGGAUGACUAUGAUGCCGACAGCCCCCGUCAUUACACUCUACCCCUCUCCAAACAGAGCUCCACGGAGGCAGGCUUACGAGAGUCCUGUUUCAGUGACUCAGAUAUGCCUGCAAGCUCCGAAGAACAAAAGAAGAUGCACAAAGCCAUGUCGUCAGGAGAUUUGGGCAAAGUAGACUCAAUGCGCAAGAACUCACAAGAUGGAAGGGUUCGUGGUAAGAUGCGUUUCUGGACUAAGACCAAGUACGGGGAUAAGAAGACAUCCAGAGAAAAACUGAUCUGUGGGGCUGAUUCCCUGGAUGGAGACUAUGGAGACACAGGGCCAUUGCUGGGAGAGGCAGGUCAAGAAAACAUGUCGCCCCCCUGCAGUCCUGAUCUGACGUUGGAUCGAGGGUUCAGAGACUUGAAGGAGAACAAGGAGCCAUCUCCCAAGGUGAAGCGAAGGCGCAGUGUUAAGAUCAGCAGUGUGGCUCUGGAACCUGCUCAGUGGCAGAACGACGCGCUGCAGAUUCUCACCUGCACCAACGACUACAGGAGCAUGAACGACUUCCUGAUGAAGAAGAUCAAUGACUUGGACACAGAGGACAGUAAGAAGGACACCAUGGUGGACGUUGUGUUUAAAAAGGCUUUGAAGGAAUUCCGUCUUAACAUCUUCAACUCUUACUCCACUGCACUUGCGAUGGAUGAUGGUAAGAGCAUCCGCUACAAAGACCUCUACGCUCUGUUUGAGCACAUUUUGGAAAAGACCAUGCGACAGGAGCAGAGGGACUGGAGCGAGUCCCCUGUCAAAGUGUGGGUCAACACCUUUAAAGUUUUCCUGGAUGAGUUCAUGACUGAGUAUAAACCUCUGGACAGCACCAUCACCAAGCAGGCACCUAAACCUGAACGCAAAAAACGGAGGAAAAAGGACACUGACAUUGUGGAGGAGCAUAACGGCCACAUCUUCAAGUCCACCCAGUACAGCAUCCCUACAUACUGUGAAUACUGCUCAUCGCUCAUCUGGAUGAUGGACCGUGCCUGCGUGUGCAAAUUGUGCCGCUACGCCUGCCACAGAAAGUGCUGCCAGAAGACAACCACUAAAUGCAGUAAGAAGUUCGAUCCAGAGCUUUCCUCCAGACAGUUUGGAGUGGAAGUUUCUCGUCUGACUAAUGAUGAGAGAACAGUGCCCCUGGUAGUGGAGAAGCUUAUCAACUACAUCGAGAUGCAUGGCCUCUACACUGAGGGAAUAUACAGAAAGUCCGGCUCUACCAACAAAAUUAAGGAACUUAAGCAGGGACUCGACACAGAUGUGGAGAGCAUGAAUCUGGAUGACUACAACAUCCAUGUUAUUGCUAGUGUUUUCAAGCAGUGGCUGAGAGACCUGCCUAAUCCUCUCAUGACAUUUGAGCUGUAUGAGGAGUUUAUACGUGCCAUGGGUUUGCAGGAUAAAAAGGAAAUGAUCAGAGGGGUGUAUUCAGUUAUUGACCAGCUAAGCAGAACUCACCUAAACACCCUGGAACGCCUCAUAUUUCAUCUUGUCAGGGUCGCCUUGCAAGAGGAGACAAACCGUAUGUCAGCUAAUGCCUUGGCUAUAGUUUUUGCUCCCUGUAUCCUGCGCUGUCCUGACACCACCGAUCCACUUCAGAGUGUCCAAGAUAUCAGCAAGACAACUGCGUGUGUAGAACUUAUCAUCUGUGAACAGAUGAAUAAGUACAAGGUACGACUAAAGGACAUCAAUACCCUGGAGUUUGCUGAAAAUAAAGCCAAGUGCAGACUGACCCUCAUCCGACGUUCAAUGGGAAAAGGCCACAUACAGCGACUAAGCUACCACACGCCCUCACCUCCAGUUAGUCCCCGGCUGCCGUCUGUAGCCAGCACUGUGGUAGAGGAGAGUGGUGGUGAAGAGGGAGCGGAGUCGUUUACUGAAAUCUCAGAGCAUCAGCAGGCAGCCAUGCAGCAGGAAGAGAGAGUGUUGACAGAGCAAAUUGAGAGCCUGCAAAAAGAGAAAGAGGAGUUGACUUUUGAGAUGCUAACUCUGGAGCCGCGAGCAUCAGAUGAUGAGACCCUGGAGUCAGAGGCCUCUAUCGGUACAGCUGACAGCUCUGAAAACCUCAAUGUUGACUCUGAGGGAACCAUUUCUGACUUCUCUGAAAGAGGUCAAGUAUUGACUUCCCCUUGGCCUCGGAGAUCUGACGGGAAGAGCCCCCGACGCCGCGCUCUCCACCGGCAGCCUGACUCUCUGGACUCUGUUGACUCUUGCUCCACUGUUUCCUCCUACUCAUCCUCAUCACACUUCCACCCGUCGUCCUCUUCCUCCUCUGCCACUACCCGGCGCUUUCGAUUCCACUCCAAGUCUCCCUCCCUAGGCUCAGGUCCAGCUCAGGCCCAGGCCCAGGCCCAGGCUCUGAAUGCAUCUCAAGCCUCCCGAUCCGACAACAUAGACGGUAGCACUACAGGAGAUCAGGAGGGUGCGUAUGACGAAAGGCCCCUGUUUACCAGCCGAGGCACCUUCAACCCUGAGAAGGGCAAACAGAAACUUAAGGGAGCCAAGCAUUCAACCCUGGGGCACUCCAGAGAUGGCCGUGGCCAUGGCAGGGACCCUCCAGACAUACCGCAGCAGCUGGUAUUGUAUGGCAGCAAUGAAUUCAUGGUAUGAAGGACAUGAAUCCCUGAGGGACACCAAAGCACUCCCUAUCCAACUCCCUGGCAGGCAUAUAUGGGAGGUAAAAUGGUGGCGACUGAUCUCCACUUCUCAAAGCACUCUUGCUUAGCCUUUCUUUGUUGAAAUCUGCAAAGAAGUGUCCCCAAGUGCCGUGUAUAGUGUUUCCACCUCCAAAGGGGGGAGAUGUUUAGCAGAGGGACAGGAAUCAGUGGAAGGGCUCCUCUUCUGUAGACUAAACUGCCACCCAUGCUCUCACAGUGCCUUGGCAGCACUUUACUCAGCGCCAAGAGGAGACACACUGAGCAGGAGGACAGAGAAAAGGGAACGUUGGAAUUUGAGAAAGACCUCUCAGCAUCAGGGAAUGUUCCGGAGCCGGAAAGCUGAAGCAGUGUACAACAACAAAUAAGAAGAAAUCAGGCUACGUGAGGCAUCACAGAUGUUACAGUGAAAUUAAAGCUCUCCAUCAUUAGCUGCUUUAUGAGUUUACAGUUCAUAACAAUGAGUGUAAGCAGUGGUUGCUCUGUUAUUACAAAUUUAUUUUUCCCUUAUUUAAUAAAUCACAGAAAUUCUUUAUAGCAUAUAAUAUACAGGUAUAAAUACUGUACAAAGCCGGAACACCAGCCUCUGCUGGGUAGCUGAAGUCUAAUAUUUAUCUUUUUUUUUUUUUUUGAGUAUCUUUGACAGAGAUGUAUGGAUUUGGGCAGUGGAUGAUUUAUGUGCAUGUGUGCUUGUGUGUGUGUGUGCUUGUGUGUGUGUGUGCGUGCGUGCGUGCGUGCGUGCGUGCGUGCGUGCGUGCGUGCGUGCGUGUGCGAAUGAGUGUGAGUGUGUGUGCUCAUGCUUGACUGUAUGUAUGUGUGAGAGAGAAAACCACUUCAUGUGUUUUAAGUUUGUGCUGCUUUUUUCCCUUAACAAGGGAAAUACCGCCAUCAAAGGGACCAAGUCAGCUGGUGUAUUCCAGCCAAGGGGAUCCCAGCUCUGUAAAGAAUGUCGGAUGUGUAUAAAAUCCAUACAUUCACUGCUUAACAGCCAUACAACAAUUGUAAUGUACAGUACAGUUCAUAUGUACAGUAUAGUGUACAAAUGUCAUUCUAUUCUUGAAAUCUAUUGUUACACCCCCCCCCAACCCUUCCACACCUCCCCCCCAAGUGUUUGCUCAAUAGCAACCAAGCAAAAACAUAAAAUCAUGAUGUCU